Drosophila yakuba is the source of this 3601-nucleotide messenger RNA. RefSeq names its product calcium release-activated calcium channel protein 1 (gene Orai). The transcript has 2 exons. The record is from RefSeq and is a predicted model, not a curated record. NCBI's taxonomy places the organism in Eukaryota, Metazoa, Arthropoda, Insecta, Diptera, Drosophilidae. Gene Ontology annotation, biological process: store-operated calcium entry. Gene Ontology annotation, cellular component: membrane. Gene Ontology annotation, molecular function: store-operated calcium channel activity. Bases 1565 to 3088 code for a protein of 507 amino acids.
AUUUGUGGCGGAAAGACAAGAAUUACUAUUCUUGCGUAGCUCUUUUUUAUUUUCUUUUUUUUUUUGCGGAAGUGUCGCCAGCAUCCGCGACUGUUUUCAGUUUUUUUCCUAGCGUUUUGGCUUUUCUCAGCUAGCAGUAUUUAGGGUACAACUCUUGGCCUCGGCCAUAUCAAAAAAAAAAAUAUAUAUAUACAUAUGUGAAAAAGUCGGCAACAAGUGUCUGCGAAAAAGUUGUGUUUUUAUUGACACAUGUAUUUUACAUUUUAUAAGACCCAUAAAUGUGUGCUUAUAAAUAACAAAUAAAAAAGUAAAUAUUUCAACGCACCCAAAAGACAGAGAGAUUGCGGUGAAGCUAGAGAGAGGCUAUGAAAUUUUCAGCGUGCGUGUGUGUGCCAUUUGUGGGUAAUUGUUGAUCAAUUGUCAUGUGCAAUAAGGUAAAAACAAUAACACCCAGCCAGAAUAUCAGCGAAUUCAGCAUCAUCAAUGGGAAGCAUUGCAAAAUCAACCAAGUGAAACGGAACCUAAUGAAAAUCGCUGAAAACAACGAGAUUACAGUGACAAGUGGCAAGUGGCAAACGAACUCUCUCGAACAAAGAUUGCUCGCCAUUCGACGGGUACAGUGAAUCGUCGUUGCUGGAAUUCAGCAAGUCGCGAGAUAUAUGUACAUAUAUGCAAAAAUGUUGAUGUGAUUCACUAAAUGAAACCAGCAUAAAAAUUAUAUAUAUGUUAUAUGUUAUACAAACAAGUCCUACGAAAUCCAAGAAAAUAACAACGACGAUAGCAAUAAAACAACGAGUUCAGCGAUAAGUUGAUAUUUCAAACACAGGCUUCUGAGAACCAAGAACAAUGGAAUGAAAAGUCGCCAAGAUCAAGAGCAAUAACAUUAAUAUUCCAAAGACCCAAAAACUGUAAAAGGUCGUCAAUAAAAUAAAUAUUCCUUAGACGAGAGAGAGAGAUAUCCAUGAAAAUGCCAUUAAAUCCAAAUAUCGCCCAGGUUCAAAUGGUUAAGAAAUGAAUAAUAUAACUACUGCGAAUCAAGUGCUGUGAACGGCAAAUUGAAACGUUCUAAGAAAGUGCUCCAUAAUUGAGGCAGGGCGUUGUCGAUAACCAACAUGGGACCUUAAUGACCUGAUGGAAUAUUUUUUAUUUAUUAAUAAAUGCCAGACAUUGGAAGUCUGCCGAUCUGUGCGGUGCAACUUGUGGAGCAUAAGGAUCGCUGUUUUUAGAUUUUGAUCUUGCUGAAGAGCUUGAGAACUGAAAUAUAAGUAAGCUGGAUUUAAACACUAGAAUAGAAAACAGAUUAGACUGUAUAGAGAAUCCAAAUUUAAGUCGAAUCGGAUUGGUUGCUGUACGCCAACUAAGGAUAAAGCAUACUGAACAGCAAAAAAAUAAAAUAUCAUUUGUAUUCUUAGCCACGUUUUGAUAUGAACUGGACCUAAAAAGAAGCCUAAUAAUUAUUGUCGUAAAAAUAGCAGAGAAUUGAUUACAAUCCUAUCAUUAUCAGACUGAUUAUAUCUGAACCCACCGAGCGAGAAAGCCAAGUUUGCACUCAAGACAGUAGUCCAUGCCACCCUUCGAGGAGGGGGAAAUCGAGACAGAGGAGCAGAUACCUCUAAGGCCGCCCCGACGCGCCAAGAAAAUGAAGUCAACGGACCAAGAGGCCGCCCCACCGCCGGCGGAGGAUCACGAGGAGGAGCAACUGCUGCCGCCGACCGGCGGAGCGGGUAGUCUGCGUUAUGCCCGGGCCAAUUUGAGCCAGAGCAGCCUGAUGCUGAGCCACCAGCAGGGCUCCUUUGAAUCGUCCACCGAGCGAACGGCGAGCAGUGAGACCCUGGAUGUAAUGCCGAUAUCGAGGCGCUACCAGGUGCAUCCGCAGCCGAAUCGCAUGGGGAUUCGGCAGCCAGCCUCGGCCUUGGCGAGCGCUCUGCAUGCCACUGCCAGAUUGGCGGCCAGUGUGGAUGCCUAUACGGCGGCGGCUACAGCCACAGCCACAGCGGCAACCGGCGACUACGGCGGCGAUUAUAUGCGCCAGCAUCCGAACCUCCACCAGCAGCAGCCCCUCACCCAGACAACCCAGCCCCUGCACCCCCACCACCACCAUCAGCAGCAGCUGGGCAAUCUGAGAGCGAGCCAUUUUGUGGGGUCGUCGCGGUAUCUCUAUCACAGCCAGUUCAAUUCGAAUUCGCCGCAAACGAGACGCUUCACUGCGCAGCGAGACGGCUCGCCAGCAUUCGCGGCUUCAGUGGCAGCAGCUUCAGCGGCGGCGGCAGCUUCAGCAGUAGCACCAAUAGCGCCACUAGCACCACUAGCCUCCAUAGCAUCGCCCCCAUUUGCGGCCCAGCCGCCGCCCUUUCAGUUGCGCACCUACCAACAGAACCAAUCCUACCGCUUUCAGCCACGCGGCCACCACCGCACCGCCAGCAGCAGCAUGUCGCAGUCCGGCGAGGAUCUCCACUCGCCCACCUACCUCUCCUGGCGGAAGCUCCAGCUCAGCCGGGCCAAGCUCAAGGCCUCCAGCAAGACGUCCGCCCUGCUCUCCGGAUUCGCCAUGGUGGCGAUGGUGGAGGUGCAACUGGAUCACGAUACAAAUGUACCACCGGGCAUGCUGAUAGCCUUUGCCAUCUGCACCACCCUCCUGGUGGCGGUGCACAUGCUGGCCCUGAUGAUCAGCACCUGUAUCCUGCCAAAUAUCGAGACGGUGUGUAAUCUGCACAGUAUUUCCCUGGUCCACGAAUCUCCGCACGAGCGUCUGCACUGGUACAUUGAGACGGCGUGGGCCUUCUCCACGCUGCUGGGACUUAUACUCUUCCUACUGGAGAUAGCCAUCCUCUGCUGGGUGAAAUUCUACGAUCUGAGUCCGCCGGCGGCUUGGUCCGCUUGCGUGGUCCUCAUCCCGGUGAUGAUCAUCUUCAUGGCCUUUGCCAUACACUUCUACCGCUCCCUGGUGUCGCACAAGUAUGAGGUGACAGUGUCGGGCAUCCGCGAGCUGGAGAUGCUGAAGGAGCAGAUGGAGCAGGAUCAUUUGGAGCAUCACAAUAACAUACGAAAUAAUGGCAUGAACUAUGGCGCCUCCGGGGAUAUUGUCUAGCACCACUAGAUCUAGAUCGAACGAAAAAGACAGCGGCUCAGGGCAAGCUUCAGAUUAUUUUAGUGAAACACAUAUUGUAAAUUUGUAGUUGAUGGAAAUUGUGAUACGCGGAAUUCAGUAGAUUUCUACUACAUAUAUAUAUAUACUUGAACUGUAUUGCGUGUGGAUCGAGUGCUGUGGUCCUUUAUUAUACACUUAUGGCAAUUACAGAGAACGGAUAUUGACAAUGAUAAAAGACCCCAAUUAAAGCAAUACUUCGGACCAACAUGUUCGAUGAAUAUUCCUCAUAAAUUAGCUCAUAUUUGUUACAUAUUUAUAUUGCGUGUAUUUUAAAUUGUAUGCCGUAUUUUUUGGAACCAUCCUAGGCAGUCUUCCCUUUUUACGUUUAAGAACAGCUUGGACACAACUCGUUUGAUUGUCUUAGCCCCUAAUUUAAUGUUAGGCCAAUUGUGUAAGCGAAACCGCGCUGUAAUUUAUACUGUAUAAUUUAUGAUUAAAAGAUUUUUCUAUAAA